GUCAACCCAGAUUAGAUCGAAUCGCUCGAUUCCUCUGGUCAGCGCCGCCGCCUCGCUCGGCUCCGCUCGCCAAGCGCCGCCGCUUCGCCCGACCUCCACCAAACCCACGCCGCCGCUUCGCCAUCGCCUCCAGGCCAAGCCCCAGCUGCGCCUCCGCCUCCACCUUCCCCAUCCACUUCGGGCCGAGCCUGCCACCGCCCGUGACCGGCUCCUCCCCGACGUUCGCGCCGCUCCCCAUCGACGUUCGCCCCGCUCCCGCCGUGUCCUUCGACUUCGUUCCCUGCGCCUCCAUAGCGCUUCUUCGAAGGAAGCGGAUACAGCCUCAUCGCCCCGACCAACUCUCGCCGGCCUGCUUCGCGUCCACGGAAGGACUGCUCCGACAUCGACAACUGUUGUGUUCGGCCUCCACGACAGGAACUUCAGGUAACUGAAGAAGAAACCAAUUUCAAUGGCUUCCAAUGGGGUGUUCGCUGAAUUACUCCAUGCCUACAAACUUGAUGGAACAAAUUACACGGUUUGGAAAAGGAAAAAUCAUGUUCUUGCUUACGGCUGAGAUUAUUGAUUAUGUUUCUGAAAAUCCGGCGCCUAACGAGCCAGCAGAGGAUGCUACAGAUGAAGAAAAGCAGGAAUACAAUGAUGAACUGAAGCAAUGGACCAAGGACAACAAGACUGCCAGAGUGUAUAUCCUUGGCUCGUUGACUGAUUCGUUGGCUGCGGAAUAUGAGUCGGAUAGAACAGCUUGUGGAAUAAUGCUCAGGCUGGAACAAGAUUUUGGAGAAGUUUCCCUUGUGAAGGUGCUUAGUCUUGUGAACAAGUUUCUGACAUCGAAGAUGGGUGAUAAAACAGUCAAUGAACACUUCAACAAGCUCUGUGUCUUGGCGGAAGAAUUAAAAACUGCUGGUUAUCCGUUCCAGGAGGAAGUACAAGUCAUGGUUGUUCUGAAUUCUUUGCCACCAUCAUGGGAACAGUUCAAGAUUUCUUUUUGUCAUUCAGAACGCACACUCAAUAUGAGGAACCUGAGGAAACACUUGCUGAUGGAGGAGGAUCGCAGGCUUAACUCAGGGAAAGAUAAAGCUUCUUAUCAGCCAGAGCUUCACCUUGGUGAGUACAAAAACAAUGGGAACCGGAGGAACUGGACUAAGAGAGGAGGAGGACCGGACCUAAGGGACAAGAUCAAUUAUAAACAUGACAGGGAUCAAAGGAACUACAGAGAUGAGAGGAGGGACAGGGUGCAGCAUGGCAAUAACAACAACAACUCUUUUCACAAGAUUGACAAGAGGAACUACAAGUGCCAUAAUUGUGGUAAUACAGGCCACUUCGGGUCAGAAUGCACCAAGAAGAGGAAGCCGAACAGCGAAAGGAAUAAUUUUCACAAGGAUGACAGCCGCAAGGGGAAUCAAUCCCCUGAAGCUGCAGGGGUUUACUGAUGCUGAUUGGCUGGUUAUAUGUUUACACUAGCAGGAGGAGCUAUUUCCUGGAGUAGCAAGAAGCAAGAUUCUGUAGCACUUUCAUCUAUGGAGGCUGAAUAUAUUGCUGCGUCCGAAGCUGUGAAAGAAGGUGUAUGGUUAAAGGAGUUUCUUGCGUCUCUCGUGGUGGUGGAAAGCGCUUCAUAUCCUGUUACUAUUUUCUGUGAUAACCAGGCGGCAAUCAAGGUCUCAAAGGAUCCAAAGUUUCAUAGCAAAACCAAACAUAUUGAGGGAAGGUAUCAUUACAUUCGUGACGUCGUUAAUAGAUUAAGAACAGUUCGUUUAGAUUAUUUACCUAGUGUGGACAUGGUUGCUGAUCCACUGACUAAACCUCUUAGUCAGGAAGUAUUUUGUAAACAUGUUUGCAACAUGGGACUUCGUUUCUGGAAUUAGAAUGUUUUAGCCAAGUGGGAGAUGUAGGAAAUACUUAUGUGUGGCUUGCAACAUUUUUAUAUAUGGUGGGCUCCUUCUCUA
Molecule: messenger RNA, 1940 nt
Organism: Aegilops tauschii subsp. strangulata
Lineage: Eukaryota; Viridiplantae; Streptophyta; Magnoliopsida; Poales; Poaceae
Molecular function (GO): nucleic acid binding; zinc ion binding
Source: RefSeq, a predicted model, not a curated record